Molecule: messenger RNA, 2255 nt
Organism: Olea europaea var. sylvestris
Lineage: Eukaryota; Viridiplantae; Streptophyta; Magnoliopsida; Lamiales; Oleaceae
Product: mannan endo-1,4-beta-mannosidase 2-like
Exons: 5
Coding region: 734-2062 (442 amino acids)
Molecular function (GO): hydrolase activity, hydrolyzing O-glycosyl compounds
Source: RefSeq, a predicted model, not a curated record
AAGAAAGAUGGUAAGAUAAAAGAUACAAAGCCUAUGUCAGAAAAUGGCCCACGAGUGAAGCAAGUAUGCCUUACCUUACACAUUACUACAGUGUGAAAUCUCGAAAAGCUGUCAAAUUCAUGAAUUUCAGAUCUAAUUUAGCAUAAUUUGAUACCAAUUUUCCACCAUUUUAUUCUGGAUUUCUUUUUACAGUUAUCUUGAAUUGGUCUAUAUUGUGGCUUGCUUUCUUCGAUUCUCUUUACAUUUGUCUCACCAGUCGCCCUCUUUUUUUCACUUCAAGACUCGCACAAAAACACACUGCAGGUCACCCCUAAUUUUUUCAGUUUUGGAGGCAGCCUCAUUUAUGAUUCUUGUAACUUGGAGUUGGUACUUGGUUGUGUUCAAGAAAUUGACUUACCCUUUUGCAGAAUGGGAUCUGGGGCGUGCCCUUAAAAUUCUGGGGUAGAAUAAUUCUAAAAUUCUUGUUUAUUUCUUUCUAUCUGCAAUCCAAGGAUUUUGGAAGGUUAUUAGAUUCCUAGUGCCAAAAACCCAUAUUAGAAAUCAGUUAUUUUGUUUUUAAUUUUUCAUCUUUACCUCAAAGAUUUCACCUUGGUACUAUAGGGUUUGUAGAGUUUCUUGAUAUAUUGCUUUAGGGUACUCAAGAAUCACUUCCAUUUACUCCUAGCCUGUUUGGUAGAGUGUAUUCUACUCGGGACAAAGUUAAAAAUCUUGUCUAUAUUAUUUAGUCGACUCCAUGCCCAUCAUGUAUAAAUCACCGUCAAGCAGAAUCCUAGGAGGGAAUGGGAUGUUGUAUGCUACUAUUGGUUUUGCUUCUUUUUUAGUUUUUUUGUACAUGUCUUUUGGGGAUCUGUGGUUCAAUCUCCAUGGAAGAACAAAUUUCAGUUUUGUGAAGAGGAAUGGGACUCAGUUCAUAGUGGAUGGUAGGCCUUUUUACUUUAAUGGGUGGAAUUCUUACUGGAUGAUGGACCAUGCUGUGGAUGAAUCAAGAAGACCCAGAAUCAGAGAAAUGCUGCAAACCGGUGCUAAGAUGGGUCUCACUGUGUGUAGAACCUGGGCUUUCAAUGAUGGUGCAUACAAUGCCCUCCAAAUUUCCCCUGGUAGAUUUGAUGAAAAAGUAUUCAGAGCAUUAGAUUAUGUAAUCGCGGAAGCCAAUCAACAGGGAAUAAGGCUGAUUCUAAGCUUGGUUAAUAAUUUGCAAGCAUACGGUGGAAAGACUCAGUAUGUUAAGUGGGCAUGGGAAGAGGGUGUUGCUUUAAGCUCUUCUAAUGAUUCAUUCUUCUACGACCCAUCAAUUCGGCAUUAUUUCAAAAAUUAUGUCAAGACAGUGCUAACAAGAAAAAAUACUAUCACUGGGAUUGAGUACAGGGACGACCCAACUAUCUUUGCAUGGGAGUUAAUUAAUGAACCCCGCUGCUUGACUGAUCCUUCUGGUGACACUCUCCAAGAUUGGAUAGAAGAAAUGUCUUAUUUUGUGAAAUCAAUUGACCGGAACCAUCUACUGACUGUGGGUCUUGAAGGAUUCUACGGUCCUAAAAAUUCGAAAAGGUUAAGCUUCAAUCCAGAGUUCUGGGCAGCUGAUCUUGGGUCUGAUUUUACACGAAACUCAAUGAUCUCAACUAUUGAUUUUGCAUCUGUUCAUAUUUACCCUGACCAUUGGUCUCAUGUUCAGAAUUUCGAAUAUAACCUAAGAUUCGUCUCCAAGUGGAUGAUCUCUCACAUCGAAGACGGUGACAAAGAUCUAAAAAAGCCCAUAAUGUUCACUGAAUUCGGUUUAUCUAACGAAGACCUAGAUUUUGACCCCUCUCUGCGCGAGAGAUUCUACAAAGUGAUUCUUGAUAUCUCAUACAAAUCUGCUAAACGGAACAAGUCUGGAGCAGGGACUUUGGUAUGGCAGUUUCUGGUCGAAGGGAUGGAAGAGUUUAACGAUGAGUUCGGGAUUGUUCCAUGGAAAAGACCAUCGACGUAUCAGCUAUUUACGGAGCAGUCUUGUCGACUGGCUAGAAUCCAAGGAGCUCUUCCUUCACAAGAAAAACAUCUGAAAAAGUUGUGCGGGCAAAGAUAAUUCAAGAAAUGUUUUUCUUUUUUCUUUUUCUUUUUUUUUCAGGCGGAAUUCUAAUUCUUGCAGGCAAAAUAAGGUCGUAUGUUUUGCUAACUGAAUUUAUUAAUACUGUCAAACAGACGCUUAUAUAAGUGUAUUAUUUCAUCAUAUGAACCAUUUGUGCAGAGCUUUUCUGCAUAGCUUUCGUCGCGAGUUC